This is a messenger RNA of Prunus persica (peach), 798 nucleotides long. RefSeq names its product probable LRR receptor-like serine/threonine-protein kinase At5g63710. Gene Ontology annotation, biological process: protein phosphorylation. The record is from RefSeq and is a predicted model, not a curated record. The coding region runs from base 1 to 798 and encodes 265 amino acids. Lineage: Eukaryota; Viridiplantae; Streptophyta; Magnoliopsida; Rosales; Rosaceae. The transcript is spliced from 3 exons. Gene Ontology annotation, molecular function: ATP binding; protein kinase activity.
AUGGCUGAGAUUGCUUUGAUAAAAUGCAUCCAGCUGUUAAGAAGAUUUUCUUGGCGUGAAAUUCAGCUUGCUACAGAUAACUUCGAUGAAAGCAACAUAAUUGGACAAGGGGGCUUUGGAAGAGUUUACAAAGGUGUCCUCUCAGACAAUGUAAAGGUUGCAGUGAAACGCCUUACAGAUUAUAACAGUCCUGGUGGAGAGGCUGCAUUCUUGAGAGAAGUACAACUCAUUAGCGUUGCAGUUCACAAGAAUCUUUUACGGUUGAUUGGAUUUUGUACAACUUCAUCCGAGAGAAUCCUUGUUUAUCCAUUCAUGAAAAAUCUUAGUGUUGCGUAUCGCUUGAGAGAUUUAAAACCUGGUGAGAAAGGCUUGGACUGGUCAACAAGGAAACGCAUCGCUUUUGGUGCAGCCCAUGGCUUAGAGUAUUUACAUGAGCAUUGUAAUCCUAAGAUUAUACACCGUGACUUAAAGGCUGCAAACAUUCUUCUAGAUGAUAAUUUUGAGCCCGUUCUUGGAGAUUUUGGGCUAGCAAAGCUGGUUGAUACAAAAUCAACUCACGUUACCACUCAAGUGCGUGGUACCAUGGGUCAUAUUGCCCCAGAAUAUUUGUCCACUGGAAAAUCGUCAGAAAAGACUGAUGUUUUUGGAUAUGGUAUCACACUUCUCGAACUUGUCACUGGUCAGCGUGCUAUAGAUUUUGCUCGGCUUGAAGAAGAGGAGGAUGUUCUUCUGCUUGAUCAUGUAAGAUUCCUGAACUCUUUGGACAUAUCUAUACUUGAUGGGAUUCUUGUCCGUUAA